ACGAAGAAGAAGAAAAAUAAUAAUAAUAAUAUCAGAAUUGAAGGCUUGCUUGACCGCAGUUAACAAUGCCACAAGCUUGUGCAGCAUUUGGCUGCAGCAAUCGACGAACGGUCGAAAAUAGAGGCCGUGGAAUAACUUUUCACAAGUUCCCAAAGGAACCGGGAGCAAGAAGAACGUGGGCCAAAGCUCUCCGAAGGCGUGAGUUCACGCCCAGUGACACAACAGUUGUGUGUAGUUGUCAUUUCCUUCCAGAAGAUUUUGACAGAACUGGACAAACUGUCCGUUUGAAGGAAGGUGUGGUCCCUUCAGUGUUUGCUUUUCCAAAUCAUCUGAAUAGAGUGCCCAAUAAAGCUACGUCAACCAGGACGUCACUACAGGCCUGUGAACCAAGUUAUGAUCCUGUACCUGUGUCUGAUGUUCCAGAACCGCCAAUUCCAGCAAACUUAGAUCAUCCUUAUGCCGUUGACCCUGACCACGUUAAAGAUAAAUUAACUGAGGCCCAAAGAAGAGCUUACAAGCUGCAGAGGCAGCUGAGAAAUGCAGAGGAUCAUGAGAGAAGAACUAAAAGAAUUGCGGCGUCCCUGGUAGAUGAGUUAAGAGAGAAAAAUCAACGAUCAACGACACAGAGAGUGGCCACGUGCUGGACGAGGGCUGGCCAACCACCGUCAAGAGAUCUAUCCCCUUCUUCAAAGACUGCGGCGAGGACGACGUGUGCACCACCGACCUGGUUCUGCAGGUUCACAUGGACAUCUCUGGCACGGGGUAGGACCAGACUCCUCCUCCCCCUGGGCUCACUCUGGAACACACUCACACCACUGUCUUAUCACUCCUCACGUGGCAGUCUCAGCAUCACUGUGUUCAUGUCGUACUGAAUAGUAUCGUGUUGUUGUUGAUCAGACUUUCCUCCUUCAGACAACAGCCCUACGUGAUCCGCAGUCCUCGGAGGCGCAACUGCAAAAUAGGCUGGCUACAAUACCAGCCUCACGCUGCACUACUGACGCAACCCUCACUUCUCCAGUCUCAGCAUACGGGUGAACUUCAUGUUGGAGUUUGAGUUCAGCUGCACACAGUUGCUCAGUGAAGUGCAGAUGAAACUCCAUGCUGCUAGGUAUACCUAGUUUCUUCACACUUCUACAGAGUAUCGCACAACGUGAGUCUGGUUGUCUGUGUGUGCGCCCCGUGAUCCCUCGUGAGCACCAGACCUCCACGAGUCCUCCCGUGCUCCCUGGCCCUGGACCUGGACUUCCUCUCGAGCCCUGCCCACAGACCAUAGGCCUUUGCGCUUAUCCCCGGAUUCCUCUCCGAGCUUCCCAUCCCUGGACCCGGCCCGGACCAUUGACUCUCUGCACGCACAUACUUCCAACACCCGCUGCCCAUACUCCAUUUACUUGCCACACAGUCUCCAUUACAUAGCACCUUACACAUAGAUAGAUAGAUACACAUCCCAUAUCCUGGCCUCGAUGCACCACACUCUCCCACACAGUUCCUCCCCUUUUGUAAAUAAAUACACUGCUGAAGGCUAAAGAUUUCCCAGCCUCUGUGCUGCCUUCCUGGAUCUCUCAGUUGUACCAAUACACAUGAAGAAAGUUUAAUUUGAAGGGAAACCAUCCCUUUAACUAUUCUAUACCAGCCAAAUAUAGAAGAUUUGAAUCCAGUUAUUUUAAUAUGAGAGGUAGGUUAUGUGUGUGCAAUGUGGAUGCAUAAAAAUGGAUGAAUGAAAAUAAAAAUAUGAAAUUUAGCGUACAAUAUGACAUUGUUAGCAUAAUGGCAACUGUCUGCAGAAGCCAGGUUAUCUUUGAGGCUUGUUUAUUAAUGAAUGAAUUAAAUCCACUUACAAUAAUAAGCAUAGCCUCUAGAACUAUGUAUUUCACAAUAUAAUAAAAGUAUAU
Epinephelus moara (kelp grouper) is the source of this 1889-nucleotide messenger RNA. RefSeq names its product THAP domain-containing protein 2-like. Lineage: Eukaryota; Metazoa; Chordata; Actinopteri; Perciformes; Serranidae. The transcript has 6 exons. The record is from RefSeq and is a predicted model, not a curated record. Bases 66 to 872 code for a protein of 268 amino acids.